AUGCGCUACUGCGACACGGCGCCCGGCGACGCGUCCAAGCCCCUGGUCGUGCUCAUGCACGGCUGGCCCGAGAGCUGGUUCUCCUGGCGGCACCAGCUCGCGUCGCUCGACGCCGCGGGCUACCGCGCGGUCGCGCCCGACCUCCGGGGCUUCGGGGGCACGGACGCGCCCGCGGACACGGCGGACUACGGCGUCGCGAAGCGCACGGGCGACAUGAAGGCCCUCCUCGACCACCUCGAAACGGACGAUGCCGCCUUCGUCGGCCACGACCACGGCGCCUUCACGGGCUGGCUCCUCGCGCAGCUCGAGCCGGAGAUCGUGCGGUGCUACUACGCGCUCUCGGUGCCCGUCCGCGCGAAGCGGCGUCCUGUGACCGACGCGCGCGCCGCGCAGAUGGCCCUCCAGUUCGGCGACCGCGUCGACGGCGCGACGCCGCCCCUCCACGAGCUCCGCGGCGACCUCUACGACGGCGACGCGACGCCGGCGAUCUGGAAGCGGAUCCCGCAGCCGACGAAAUUGGCGCCCUGGGUCACGCAGGCCGAGGUCGAUUACGUGGUCGACGAGUACGAGCGCAACGGCUGGGAGGGCGGGCUCCACUGGUACAAGACCAUGGACCCGGACUGGGAGGCGACCCCGCAGCUGAAGGGCGACGGGCGGAAGCUGAAAGUGCCCGCGGGCUUCCUCGCGGGCACCGAGGACCUGGUGGUGGACAUGUUCGGCGGCGUCGAGAAGAUCACGGCCGACCUGAAAGCGACCUGCGCGGCCAACGACCCGCCGAUCACCUUCCUGGAGGGGGGCGGGCACUGGAUCCAGCAGGAGCGGCCGGGCGACGUCAACGAGAAGCUCCUCGAGUUCCUCGCCGAAUACAACUAA
Messenger RNA from Aureococcus anophagefferens, 873 nucleotides. RefSeq lists its product as hypothetical. Gene Ontology annotation, molecular function: hydrolase activity. The transcript is spliced from 2 exons. Bases 1 to 873 code for a protein of 290 amino acids. The record is from RefSeq and is a predicted model, not a curated record. NCBI's taxonomy places the organism in Eukaryota, Pelagophyceae, Pelagomonadales, Pelagomonadaceae.